UGAAUCAUUCUUUGAGGAAGAAGGAGCAAGACACCGUCGGCGUCACUAGCUGUGCCGAGCUUUAGUCGCCACGAGCCCGAUAUUUCCCUCGCCAGUCGUACUCUGCAAGUCCAACGAACCAUAGCCGCAAACACUCAUCUCUUCUGAAAAUGUGGCCGCAGGCUUCUAAAUUGAUGUUAAUUGGCUUAAUCGCCGGUGUGACAGCCUCGCCGAUAGUGAACAACCGUGAUUCAAAGUUUCUGUUCAAGUCGCUGCUACCUUUUCAUCAUCACUUACAACAACAGUCUUCUUUCUUCUACAGAACGCCUCUGAUCCACCCUCCUGCACCGCAUCAUCCCGACCCGGUGGAUCCCAUGCCGUACGCGGACUACCCUAUCGAAGGCAUGCACCCUCCUGAGCCAGAGCCAGAACCAUUUUUCACUCGCUUCGCAGCGCCUCCUCCACUACCAGAGCCCGAGCAUAAUUUCCCUAAUUUCGGCAAUUUCCAGAACCAUGAACCUGUAAUUACCUACACGUCGUACAGCAUUCACAAAAGCAACCCAAGCAAUCAUCUCGAGCCGCCUCCCAAACAGCCUUCCCGAGCAGGACCAGUGCGCGUCUUUUUCCUUUUCUCUCGCUUCCCCUGGCCGCUGGAGCCGGUGGUCCAGAGAGUGCAGAAUUACUUUUCCACCUACUCGGUACCAACCGUUGAGCCCCUGUUAGACGAGGAGGUCGACUUGGGGCCUGCAAUUGAAGAGGUGGACGACAUCGAAAGCCAACUUGCUCUCGGUCCAACGACCACUGCAAAGCCAGACAAACUAGAAAAUAAUAAUCAAAAUAUUUCUAAUUCCACGGAGAAGGACGAGGAACCUGCGAUCGAAGCGGCGGUUCAAUUUGAGUCUAAUUCAACCACUCUGGUUAACAGAAUCGAGAGUAAUCAAAAUUCGACUCUUGAGUCGGAGAGAGCCGAAGAGACGAGCACCGAAACGGAAGAGGAAGAUACAACAACCGAAGAAAUUACGACAAUUUCUAAUGAACAAAAUGCUGCGACGACGCAGUCAACUUUGAAAAUUGCCAAGGUCGAGACGACGACACUUGAACCUCAAAGUACCAGCGAAUAUGCAUUGAGAGAUUUGGUGGAUUACAGCGACGACGUGAUCAUAUCCAAAAAAUGAAUUUUUAUGGUUACCAAAAUUUUGUAUAAUAAUUAUAAUUGAUGUAAUGAAAACAAACAAACGGCGAUGAUGAACUGAAGUACGUACAAUAUGUUCUCCUAAAUAAAUGUAUACUAGCAUGGAUAAACAAUUGUAAAACUGAAACAUGCUAACUAAAAUAAAAUGAUAAUCUUUUUCA
Messenger RNA from Neocloeon triangulifer, 1332 nucleotides. RefSeq lists its product as uncharacterized. The transcript has 3 exons. Lineage: Eukaryota; Metazoa; Arthropoda; Insecta; Ephemeroptera; Baetidae. Bases 150 to 1154 code for a protein of 334 amino acids. The record is from RefSeq and is a predicted model, not a curated record.